AUGGAGCAAUUUUAUCUCCAUCUCUUAGUUCUUCUUGUUUUGUCCAUCCUCCUACGCUUCCUCAUAGCCCCAGGCCAUGCGCCUGAAGAACCGCCACUGGUUUCUUCCAGGAUUCCCUUCAUCGGGCACCUCAUCGGUUUAGCACGAUAUGGAAACCGAUAUUAUGUCCGCCUUAGCGCGCAGAGCCAGCUACCUGCUAUCACAAUCAACAUCUUCAGGCAGAAGAUUUACCUCAUAUAUUCUCCCGGUCUCCUAGCGGCGGCCCAACGUCACGCCAAAUAUAUAUCAUUCGAGCCAUUUGCGGCGCUCGCUAUAAGACGGGCUGCUGGAAUUAAGGGCAAUGGGCCUAUAGUAUCGUCGAGUUCUGAAAAGGGGAGAUCCAGUUUUGACAAACAAAUGAAAGAUGCUGUUCAUUCUGUUCUGCUUGGAGAGGCAAUGGUAGGAAUCACCCGUGCAUCCGUAGCAGCGAUCAAAAAGAGCGUAGAUGACUUGAGAUCCACGGAGGUGGAUCUCCUUACCUGGUGCAGGCAUGUCCUCACCAUGGCCACAACCGACUCUAUAUACGGACCUAUGAAUCCAUAUAGAAAUCGAGAGGCUGAAGCUGCAAUAUGGGAAUUUGAUUCUGGUCUGGGAAAGUUAACACUGAAUUUUGCCCAAAGAUUCAUCGCCCGUGAAGCAUAUCAGGCGCGGGAGAAACUCGUGAAACGGCUCCUUGAAUACUUCGAAAAAUGUGGCUAUAUCAACGCCUCGUCGUUUGUGCAACGAAGAUUAGAAGUAGAAAGGAAAGCCGGCGCGACGCUUGAAGACAUCGCCAGGCUCGAAACUUUAAUGGUCCUGCCGCUUCUGAGCAAUUCUGCUCCGUCGACCUUUUGGGUGCUCUUCGACAUUUUCUCUCGACUAGACUUGCUCGAAGAGAUCCGCAAGGAAAUUGUCCAAAAUGCCCUUCAGUUCAAGCCAUGCGAUGAUUCGAUGGGCAAACCAAAACAAAUGUGCACCCUUAACAUGAAUAACAUCCGCGAUAAAUGCCCCCUCCUUGUCGCAACAUGGCAAGAAACACUCCGCUUGCGUGCCAACACUGCCUCAGUGAGGUUUGUUUCCAAGGACACAAAGCUGAACGAUACAUACCUCCUCAAAGCCAACAGCAUCGUACAAACGCCUGCGAACGUGCUAAAUGUGGAUCCAAAUAUAUGGGGCCCUGAUGCGCACCUUUACAACCCCAGGCGCUUCCUUGAUACCAGAGCCUCUCCUGGCGCAGGUGGCGAUAGGAAACGCGAUCGAAAGUGGAACGGGUUCAUGACCUUCGGGGCGUCCCCAUGGACAUGCCCUGGUAGGCACUUCGCCACUGCGCAAAUCCUUGCCCUCGUUUCCUUGCUCGUGAUGAAAUUUGAUAUCUCGCCCGUUGCUGGAGACUGGGUUUCCCCGCGCAUCAACCACAGGAGCAUGGCUUUAGCAAUUUCAAUUCCAGCAGAAGGCUUAAUGGUGAAUGUUGUUACAAGAAAGGAAGUUAAAGGUAUUGACUGGGAAUUCCAAAUGAUGGAAGGAAAAGGUAAGUUUGGGCUUAUUGUUGGGUAG
Messenger RNA from Coccidioides immitis RS, 1572 nucleotides. Its product is annotated as cytochrome P450 oxidoreductase. Bases 1 to 1572 code for a protein of 523 amino acids. Gene Ontology annotation, molecular function: monooxygenase activity; iron ion binding; heme binding. Lineage: Eukaryota; Fungi; Ascomycota; Eurotiomycetes; Onygenales; Onygenaceae. The record is from RefSeq and is a predicted model, not a curated record. The transcript is spliced from 3 exons.